Messenger RNA from Henningerozyma blattae CBS 6284, 1800 nucleotides. RefSeq names its product DNA-binding transcription factor YAP1 (gene YAP1). The transcript has a single exon. Gene Ontology annotation, cellular component: RNA polymerase II transcription regulator complex. Gene Ontology annotation, molecular function: DNA-binding transcription activator activity, RNA polymerase II-specific; transcription cis-regulatory region binding. Bases 1 to 1800 code for a protein of 599 amino acids. NCBI's taxonomy places the organism in Eukaryota, Fungi, Ascomycota, Saccharomycetes, Saccharomycetales, Saccharomycetaceae. The record is from RefSeq and is a predicted model, not a curated record.
AUGGUCAACUCUAGUAUAACAAGUCCCAAUAGUAAUUCCAACGGCACCGCCACUACAACUACGUCAAAAGUUCAAAAAGAUUCAAAUGCUGAAUUGAAAAGCAAAAGAACGGCUCAAAAUAGAGCUGCUCAACGAGCCUUUAGAGAAAGAAAAGAGAAAAAAAUGAAAAGUUUGGAAGAAAAGGUCGUUGAGUUGGAGAAAGUCUGCAGAGCUCACGAGUCUGAAACAAGCUUCCUCAGAUCUCAGCUCAUCUUAUUCGGAACUGAAUUGAGAAAGCAACAUAAUACAGGCAACACGCCUUCCAACAACAACUCCAUAUCAAAUUAUAGAAAUAGACAUAAAAAUUCCAUUGCAAGUAACCAUUCAAAUAGUAGCAACCAUUCAAAUUCAAAUUCCAUCUCUGUUCCAAACUCUCUUUCAAGACAUUCAUCCACUUCAUCAAUCAUCAAUCAGCCAAAUUCAAUGUCUAUGUCUAUGUCUAUGUCCAAUCCAAAUGCAAAUUCAAACUUAACAAUCAAUCAUCAUCACACGAACUCCACAACAACUCCAUACAAUGGGUUUGCUAAUUUGAACUACUCUUUCUUACAGACUACAUCCUCAACAACAGCUUAUAAUACAAAUACAAGUUCACCACUUUCAUUCACUCUUCAUUCACCUUCCAAUAAUAACAAUCAUCUAAUGAAUUCCAAUAAUUCCACUAUCCUUUCUGCCAAUAAAGAAAGUCCUGAAUUGUAUUUGAAAAAUUCCACUUCCCCCAACGAUUUAAAUAGUACUAAUUUACAAUCAGAUAUCAAUGCCUAUUGGGAAGGUCAAAACUUGGAUUUAUUAAAUUCCUCAUCCAAUCCAAUCCUAUCCACUAAUUUGAAAAAUAUCUCUGCCACUAGUGGUCUUAAUAAUAUGAUCAAUGUGGCAAACAAUAAUUCAAGUAAUAGUAAUCCCAAUAGUAAAGCAAGUACCAUCACUUCCAAUACAACUACCACAUCAACUUCUGAUGGUAAGUCAGGUAUUAUGGAUGCUCCUAUCGAUUUAAAUUCCAUGAAUUGGUUCAAUACAGAUAUAGAAACGUUUAAUUUCGAUAAUCAAUUCGAUGAACAAAUUUCUAAAUUCUGUUUGAAAUUAAAUUCAGCCUGUGGUAAUUUAAGUUAUCAACUAACCACCACUGCAAAUAAUAAUGCUGCUAAUAUUCCCAUUAAUAAUAACGAUUUGAAUGAAUUGAUCAAUAUAAAUACAAAUGAUGAAGAGGAUCAUGGUGAUUUGAAGAAUUUAAAUGAUGUCUUUGAAAAUAAAUUCUCUGUACAACAAUCCAUCAACAACAACAAUAACGAUAAUAAUAACAAUAAUUCUUCAGAAAAUUGGAACUUCAACCUAUCUUCUACGCCAAUUAAUAGUUUCAAUGUAAAUAUCAACGAUGUAGAAACAAACUUGGCAUUCCCCAAUCAAACGUUAUUACAAGAUCCUUCGAUAAAUGUAGAUAAAUUUGAAUUCCCAAUCUCUCCUGCCAAUAAUUUGAAUGUAUCUUUGAAUCAACAAGAUAAAUCAAAUAUCAGUGACGUAGAUGACGAUGAAGAUGAUGACGAUAACGAAAUGGUCCCUGCAGAUCCAGAAAUGUUGCCUUGCACAAAAAUAUGGGAUAGAAUCACUGCACUACCGAAAUAUACUUCUGCCGAUAUAGAAAACUUGUGUAAUGAACUCAUGUCCAAAGCCAAAUGUUCUGAUAAAGGUGUGGUUGUCAGCAGUUUAGACGUUGAUAAAGUUUUGUUAAAUGAGAAAAAGAGUAAUUCAAGACACUUCCAAAUGUAA